GAAACACAGGAAUACACACGAAAUGUUGUCAGAUACUGCCUUGAAGCACUUCAGGACUGGUUUGAUGCAAUCAACUUUGUAGAUGAGCCAGCUCCUAACCAAGUUACUUUUCAUUUGCCACUGCACCGUUACUUUGCCAUGUUUUUAAGUAAGGCUGUCAAAUGCCAAGAACUAGAUCUGGAUACUAUCUUACCAGAUCAGGAGAUGCUGAUGAAACUGAUGAUUCACCCACUUCAGAUACAGGCAAGUCUUUCUGAAAUUCACAGCAACAUGUGGGUUAGAAAUGGUCUACAAAUUAAAGGACAGGCCAUGACUUAUGUGCAAUCUCAUUUCUGCAAUUCGAUGAUUGACCCUGACAUUUAUCUGCUGCAAGUCUGUGCCUCUAGGCUGGACCCAGAUUAUUUUAUUUCAUCUGUUUUUGAAAGAUUUAAGGUGGUAGAUCUGCUAACCAUGGCGUCACAGCAUCAAAAUACAGUUCUUGAUUCAGAGCAUGAAAGGUCCAUGUUGGAAGGAGCCUUAACGUUUUUGGUCCUUCUGUUAAGUCUUCGUUUACAUUUAGGAAUGACAGAUGAUGAGAUCCUCAGAGCAGAGAUGGUAGCUCAACUCUGUAUGAAUGACAGGACACACAGUUCUUUAUUGGAUCUCAUUCCAGAAAACCCCAAUCCUAAAAGUGGUAUUAUUCCAGGAAGCUUAAGCUUUGAAUCAGUCUUGUCAGCAGUUGCUGAUUUUAAAGCUCCUGUUUUUGAACCGGGAGGUUCCAUGCAACAAGGAAUGUAUACACCUAAAGCUGAAGUUUGGGAUAAGGAAUUUGACCCUGUCAUGGUAAUACUUCGGACAGUUUACCGUAGAGAUGUGCAGUCUGCAAUGGACAGAUACACAGCAUUUUUAAAGCAAAGUGGUAAAUUCCCUGGGAACCCGUGGCCUCCUUACAAGAAAAGAACACCACUACAUCCAAGUUACAAAGGCCUCAUAAAACUUUUACACUGUAAAACCCUCCACAUUGUGCUGUUCACACUUCUUUACAAGAUAUUAAUGGAUCAUCAGAAUUUAUCAGAACAUGUGCUUUGCAUGGUUUUGUAUUUGAUUGAACUGGGGUUGGAAAAUUCUCCAGAACAAGAGUCAGAUGAAGAGGAAUCUGCAGGUGGACAAGAGCGUUGUCAUGAUAGUUGGUUUCCAGGUAGUAACUUGGUUUCUAACAUGCGUCACUUCAUUAACUAUGUCCGAGUAAGAGUACCAGAAACUGCUCCAGAGGUGAAAAGGGAACCACCUGCGAGUACAAGUUCUGAUGGUUUAGCUUCAUCACAAAGUUCAAGGCGGAAGAGCCUCCAGAGAGAGAACCCGGGAACAGCUCAAGUGUUCAGUUUGGUUGCAGAACGUAGAAAGAAAUUUCAGGAGAUCAUCAACCGGAAUACCAGUGAGGCAAAUCAAGUGGUUCGGCCCAAAACUUCAAUGAAGUGGUCAGCACCUGGUGCAACUCCACAGCUAACCACAGCCAUUCUAGAAGUCAAGGAAAGCAUACUGUCCUUGUUGAUUAAAUUGCAUCACAAACUCUCAGGAAAACAAAACUCUUACUAUCCUCCUUGGUUGGAUGAUGUGGAUGUUUUAAUCCACUCAGAAAUUCCAAGAUACUCUCACGGUGAUGGAAUGACGGCAGUGGAAAGAAUUUUAUUGAAAGCUGCUGUACAGAGCAGAUUGAAUAAACGUAUAAUUGAAGAGAUCUGCAGAAAAGUGACACCUCCUGUACCACCAAAAAAGAUUAGUUCUGCAGAGAAGAAAACUUUGGAUAAAGAAGAAAGACGACAGAAGGCCAGAGAAAGGCAACAGAAAUUAUUGGCUGAAUUUGCCUCAAGGCAGAAAAGCUUCAUGGAAACCGCCAUGGAUGUUGAAUCGCCAGAUGCUGAUAUCGCCAUGGAGGUAGCUACAUCAGAACAGCAUGUUUCUGAGGCAAUAUAUGAUUGUGUUAUUUGUGGACAAAGUGGUCCUUCUACUGAAGACAGACCUACAGGGCUAGUUGUACUAUUACAAGCAUCCUCAGUGUUGGGACAAUGCCGCAAUAGCACUGAGCCAAAGAAACUACCAACUGCUGAAGAGGAGCAAAUAUACCCUUGGGAUACCUGUGCAGCACUGCAUGAUGUGAGGCUUACAACUUUGCAGCGGUACUUUAAAGAUAGUUCCUGUCUGCAAGCAGUGUCAAUAGGGUGGGAAGGAGGCGUUUAUGUACAAACUUGUGGUCACACUUUACACAUAGAUUGUCACAAAUCUUACAUGGAAUCUUUACGGAAUGACCAGGUCCUCCAGGGUUUUUCAGUGGACAAAGGAGAAUUUACCUGUCCCCUCUGUAGGCAGUUUGCUAACAGUGUUCUUCCUUGUUAUCCUGGAAACAAUGUGGAAAGAAGCCUUUGGCCAAGUCAUAGUAACAAGCAUAUCCAAGAUCUUGUACAAGAGGUGGAAGAUCUUCAAGAACAGCUGGGAACUUUCCCAGUAAGCAUCAGUUCUGAAACCAAUCUCAGUAAAGAAAUGGAAUCUGUGAUGAAAGAUAUAAAAAGUACCACACAGAAGAAGUAUACAGAUUAUAGUAAGAGUCCUGGAUCACCUGACAAUGAUUUUCUGUUUAUGUAUUCAGUAGCCAGAACAAACUUGGAACUUGAGCUGGUCCAUCGAGGAGGCAAUUUAUGUUCAGGAGGUGCAAGCACAGCUGGGAAAAGAUCAUGUUUAAAUCAGCUGUUCCACGUGUUGGCCAUGCACAUGCGCCUCUACAGUAUAGACUCUGCAUACAAUCCCUGGAGAAAACUAACACAGCUGAUGCAGGAUAAAAAUUCAGAACUGAUAAGUGAAGAGCUGCCAGAAGUUCCUGUGCUUUACAGAGAUGUCUCAUCCCUUUUGCUUAUCCAGAUUUUAACCAUGCCUCAACCAUUGCACAAAGAACACUUUACCUGCAUUAUAAAAGUGCUGUUCACUUUACUGUAUACUCAAGCCUUGGUAGCACAUUCUGUUAAAUGCAGUGCUGAAGAUAGGAUGGCAUGGAAAGAGUCAGGAGCCCUCAAAAAGAAUACAUCCAGUGGAGAAAGAUCAUGGGAAGUAUUGCUGGGACAUGUGAUUAGUGAGCUGUCUAAGGGAAAGAUAUAUGAAGAAGGAGAGACUGAAGAAUUAACAGUGGUAAAUCCUGAUUCUGUAGAGUGCUAUCUGCAGCAGUUCUGCCUGCCUUUCCUCAGGAUCACAAGCCUUCUUCAACACCAUCUUUUUGGAGGGGAUUUACCUAGUUGCCAGGAAGAUGAAGAAUUCACAGUUCUUGCAAGCUGCCUGGGACUGUUACCAUCUUUUCAGUCGGCUCAUGAGUUCACCAGUGCCUCUUGUCUCGACUGGCCAGUGCCAGCAUUUGAUAUGAUAUCACAGUGGUGCUCAGAAUUGGCUUCAUUUGCAGACAGACAUUCAGAUCAAGUAAAGGCUUUGCUUAUCCAGGAACCUAAGUGGGACUUGCCACGCCUCCUUCAGUUGCCUGAGAAUUAUAAUACCAUUUUUCAGUAUUAUCACAGAAAGACUUGUACUGUUUGUACCAAGGUUCCUAAAGAUCCUGCUGUUUGUCUAGUUUGUGGUACUUUUGUAUGCUUGAAAGGACUGUGCUGCAAACAACAGAGUUACUGUGAAUGUGUACUGCAUUCUCAAAACUGUGGAGCUGGGACAGGAAUAUUUCUUUUGAUUAAUGCAUCUGUAAUCAUCAUCAUACGAGGCCACCGUUUCUGCCUUUGGGGUUCUGUUUAUCUAGAUGCACAUGGUGAAGAAGACAGAGAUCUUAGGCGUGGUAAACCUCUUUACAUAUGCAAGGAAAGAUACAAAGUGCUUGAGCAGCAGUGGGUGUCUCAUACUUUUGAUCAUAUCAAUAAAAGAUGGGGGCCACAUUAUAAUGGCUUGUAAAUAAUCAUCAUCUACACACCAUAUCAUUGCUGUUACCAUGAAUGAAUGCAUCUUGACUGACAAUAGCUUUAACUGAAUGGGAGUUUGGCUCUUUGGCUCGGGGUGGAGUGGGGUAAGGGCGUAAAAGGGAAAUGGAACUUUGUCAGCAUGUGAAAUUUUUGCAAAAUUAGCUGCUGUUGCUACUAAACGAUGAUACAAUAAUUAAAUCCUCAAAAUGGUGUGAGCAAUCUGAUUGCACUCAGUAGUCCAUUUUUCUUUUGUUUUUUAAAGCCCAUUAUUGUUAAGAAGCACAAAUUUUACUUACAGUUGUUUAGAGGCUCCAGAGAUAGCUGUCAGGUUUUUAUUUUUCUCUGCAUGGAGUUGAGUUUUUAGCAAUUUUUGCUGAAACAGUGUAUAUGUCUACUACAUCUACUAAAUAUGUUGGAUAAAA
Messenger RNA from Antrostomus carolinensis (chuck-will's-widow), 4342 nucleotides. It is a transcript of the gene UBR3, whose product is annotated as ubiquitin protein ligase E3 component n-recognin 3. The annotation marks the transcript as partial. Gene Ontology annotation, molecular function: ubiquitin protein ligase activity. Gene Ontology annotation, biological process: protein ubiquitination; ubiquitin-dependent protein catabolic process via the N-end rule pathway. The transcript has 30 exons. Gene Ontology annotation, cellular component: ubiquitin ligase complex; cytoplasm. NCBI's taxonomy places the organism in Eukaryota, Metazoa, Chordata, Aves, Caprimulgiformes, Caprimulgidae. The record is from RefSeq and is a predicted model, not a curated record.